AUGUCCACCUCAGCACGAAAACCUGCGACUGGUCCCGGCCAGGCGCAAGCGGAGGUAGUUCUCCUACCACACCUCCGGAAUUGUUUGCUCAAUCUUCCUGCUGCUUUGGUAGCGGUGCUACUGAACAGUAAUACCAUUGCGCAGAAUGUGGUCGUGGAGCUUAGCUACAGAGUUUCUGGCUCAGCAGGGGCAGGAACGGAUCAGAAGCAGAAGCCGGCCGGCACCACGAAAUCACUCUUCCUAGGAUGGACGGGCAUGCAGAGUCAGAGUCGACUUGCGGCGCCGGGGUUAGGAAGAGACGGAGGUAGAGGGAGCAGUAAGGAGCAGACUACUGUCCCGGCUGUUGAGCUGGACGCUACAUUCGGACGCUUACUUGGCUUGAGUGAAGGGAUGAAGGUCGGCAUAACACUUCAUCUUGAACCCCCUCAAGCCCACACCGUCAACAUCGAGCCUCUCACAGCCACAGAUUGGGAAAUCAUAGAACUCCAUGCGCAUUUUCUGGAGAUGAACUUCCUCUCUCAAGUCAGAGCUCUACCUAGUCCUGCGGCUGGGCAACCGCACCCGUUGACGUUGCAUCUGACUCCGACAUCUACUGCUAAUAUCCUGGUCACUUCCCUCCUCCCUGCUCCGUCGCAGAACCAGGCGUUCGUGAAAAUCUCACCGGAUGCAGAGGUCAUCGUGGCGCCUAAGACGAGGCAGUCGGCUGCUGCUGCGAGAUCUUCGGCUGGUGGUGCGACGACGAGGGAUAGUCGGAGUGUGGCUAGCACCAGUCGACGGAGCGAGGGUGGGAGGAGUGCGAAGAGCACGACUGCGAGGCAUAGGAGUACGCACGAUGACGAAAAAGCGCGACCACCUCUUUACUUGCGGGCUGUCACAAGAUCGCUGCAGAAUGAGUGGUUCGAGGAUGGCGGUGAUGAGAUGAGAGACGAGGGCUUGAAGGUCUGGUUAGAUCGGGAGCAUUUGUAUUGCAAGACUUUGAGAGGUGUGACGUUUGUUACGGUUUCGAUCAUCAGGCCGGCGGGGUUGCAGGAACCGAUUGAUCCUCUGCAUCAACCGACGCCUGAAUCGCUACCAGCGCAAAAGGUCGUAGCGAAGCUGGCAGCAUGGGACGAUGCGCCGGACAGUCGACACGCCGCACUCUCCAGCUCGCUCUGUGCGGUACUAGACGCAGAUGGUGUCGUUGGAGGCAUCGUCCGCAUCGAUCCUGCGCCGUCCCCACUACCAAAGACAGCAUCGGCGCUGAAAGACCACUCGCAGCAAGCAGCAAAGGACGCUAUAGUCAAGAAACUGCGCAUCACACCAUUCGUCCCCACUCAAACGGCCAAGAAAAAGCAAGCCAAAGGUUUCAGCUUCGGUGGUGAGUCGAAAGCGGAGCGCGAGGAAGCUGUGCAGCGGAUCCGAGCUGUCUUUGGUAAGACCCUACUUGAGGGACCACUGACGGAGGGCAUGCUAUUACCUGCUCAAGAUACAUGGCCGGGCGGCAUCCUAGAUUUCGAGCCAACGCCAUCAGGUGAUCCGCACCGAGGUCGGGCGAACUGGCUUAUCGGCGGGGACAGGAAACUCGAGAUCGUGGUUCAAGCGGAAACGGCACCGUCGAAGCUAUCGCCGCUGCUUCCGGGCGAGAAUCUGGCAGCGGAGUGUCCGACUAUGGUUGGGAUCGAUGAGGUGAUAGCGCAGACGAAGACGAGUCUUCUGCAUUCUUCCUCGGUACUGGUGACUGGUACUUUGGGUGCGGGCAAAUCGUCCUUGGCUCAACUCGUGGCGCAUCAGCUCCGGAACGAGUACCUGUUCACUCCGCUCUACGUCUCCUGCCGGAACCUCGUGAGUGAAGAGACGAGGGCCAAGACUAUCAAGGAGCAUCUGCACCGGCUCUUCGCUUCUGCACAAUGGGCUGCUCGGCUUGGUGGUCGUGCUUUAGUCGUUCUAGAUGACCUGGAUAGGUUAUGUCCGGUUGAGACGGAACUACAGGUCGAUGCGAAUGGACGAAGUCGACAAAUCAGUGAAUUGCUUUGUAGUAUCGCGAAGCAGUUUUGUGGAAGGGAUAAAGGUGUUGUGCUGUUGGCUACUGCUCAGGGUAAGGAAGCGUUGAAUACUGUGUUCGUGGGUGGGCAUGUCGUGCGAGAUUUCUGGGAAUUGAAGGCACCGGGUAAGGAGGGGAGGAGGAAGGUGCUUGAGCUGCUUGUGGGUAAUAGUGCUGCUGGUGCUCAGAAGAUGGCCGAGGGGAGGGCAAGCAAUGGCGGCAUGGGCAAUGCAUGGAUGGAGGGCGAUGAAGGCAGCAGACCGACUUCUGCUGAUGGCCCUCCUCGUACCGACACCAUCAAGAUCGACCCCGAACUCGACCUCCUCGACAUCGCUGGCCAGACUGAUGGCUACAUGCCAGGCGACAUGCACCUCCUCGUCUCACGCGCCCGAAGCGAAGCCCUCAUCCGCUCCCUCUCCUUCACACCAACCACUGACAGCGACGACGCUGUAAUCCUCAAUGCCUCCGACUUCGCCUCAGCACUAAAGGGCUUCACCCCCGCCUCCCUCCGCGGCGUAACCCUCCACGCCUCCACUACAACCUUCGCCUCCAUCGGCGGCCUGACCCAAACCCGCGCCACUCUGCUGGAAACACUCCAGUACCCAACAACCUACGCCCCUCUCUUCGCCAAGUGCCCUCUCCGCCUCCGAUCCGGAUUGUUACUCUAUGGUUACCCCGGCUGCGGCAAAACGCUGCUCGCCAGCGCCGUGGCGGGCGAAUGCGGAUUGAAUUUCAUCAGCGUCAAGGGCCCGGAGAUUUUGAAUAAAUACAUCGGGGCCUCGGAGAAGAGCGUCAGGGAUUUAUUCGCGAGGGCGCAGGCGGCGAGACCUGCUGUCUUGUUCUUUGAUGAGUUCGACAGUAUUGCUCCGAGGAGGGGGCAUGAUAGUACGGGUGUGACGGAUCGGGUGGUGAAUAUGCUGUUGACUAUGAUGGAUGGGGCGGAGGGUUUGCAGGGGGUUUAUGUCCUUGCGGCUACCUCCAGACCGGAUUUGAUCGAUCCUGCUUUGUUGAGGCCAGGGCGGUUGGAUAGGAGUCUGAUUUGUGAUAUGCCUGAUCUUGACGAGCGGCUGGAUAUCCUGCGGGCGGUGGGGAAGAAGUUGAAGGUUGAGGAGACGGUAUUUGAGGGUGUGGGGAGGCAGACGUUGGGGGAAGUGGCGGAGAGGACGGAGGGGUAUAGCGGGGCGGAUUUGCAGGCGGUGUUGUAUAAUGCUCAUCUGGAAGCUAUCCAUGACGUUCUGGGCGCUGAUGCGGGAGCACAGCAAGAUUUUGGCGGGAAGAAGAAGAAUGGUACGGAGCAUGGUCGGAGAGGCAGGGCGCAGGAUUUCACGUACUUCCGCCUCCGAGACGACGACGACGACGAUAAUGCCGGCUCGACUCCUUCUCCCGCCGCAGUAGCAGCCGAGCGCGCCCAGAUCGCCGCCCAGCUCUCCGCUCUGCACCUAGCGCGCCGCAAAGCGAAAGCCGAACGGCAUGCUUCCCAGACACGGCAGAACCAACGACCUGGAUCUUCCGCUGGUGCCCCCAUCCCCAACGGCUUCCAAGCGAUGCAGAAAGAAGAGGACAAACACCCGCGGACCGCCGAGCCGAUAAUCAUAUGGCGGCAUUUGGAGAAAUCCCUCCAGACUUCCCGCCCUUCGAUUAGUGGGCAGGAGAGGGAGAGGUUGGGGAGGGUGUAUAGGGAGUUUAUAUCUGGUCGGAGUGGGGAGAUGGCUGAUGGGCAGGGACCGACCGAGGUUGGGGGGAGGACGAGUUUGAUGUAG
This is a messenger RNA of Recurvomyces mirabilis, 3780 nucleotides long. It is a transcript of the gene PEX1, whose product is annotated as Peroxisome biosynthesis protein pex1. Gene Ontology annotation, cellular component: peroxisomal membrane; cytosol; peroxisome. The transcript has 2 exons. Lineage: Eukaryota; Fungi; Ascomycota; Dothideomycetes; Mycosphaerellales; Teratosphaeriaceae. Gene Ontology annotation, molecular function: ATP hydrolysis activity; ATP binding. Bases 1 to 3780 code for a protein of 1259 amino acids. The record is from RefSeq and is a predicted model, not a curated record. Gene Ontology annotation, biological process: protein import into peroxisome matrix.